AUGGUAGUCUCACUACUACUCUUGCAUUCCCCGAAAACGCAGACAAUAGCUCGUCUAGAGAGCAUGGAGCUCGAAAAACCACCAUACAAUGGAACGACGGAUCACGGCGAUACGCUUGACUACAGUGAGGAUUCAACUACCGACUCUCUCCCGGACCGUGUGGAACAGACAAUCAUCCAGAUGCCUGUGAUUGAUUCUGACCUGGUAACGGAUGUGUCGCAGUACUUUAUCGACUACCCCAUUGAGGAGCCAUAUGAAAACAAAUUUGGCGAGCUCGGACGACGCUGUCGGGUCUUGCGUGACUGGUUGGCUUACGCUGAGAAGACUGAUCCUACAACCAGGGACCUCCUCCUCGCUGCUGUCAACCGAGUAGCCUUGUCCUCGUUUCCAUUCCUUCAAAAACCUCCGGGGCAACCGCCGUCAGAGCAGCCUUUUACGGAUCUUCGCGCCUCCUUCGAGGCUGGCUCUGCAGGUAUCGUCAUUCCGACCAGCGACAAGACGCUCCGCUUCGCCGCCCAUCUCAUCGGCUCUCUACGUUCCGUCCUAGGCUCCGCUCUGCCCAUUCAAGUCGUCUAUGCAGGCGAUCGCGAUCUUAAGUCACAAAGCCGAGAUUAUCUAUCCAGCUUGGCCGAACAGGGUCCCCCAAUCGAGUUUUUGGAUAUCUUCACUAUCUUCGAUGACACCACGUUGAAGCUCCAGUCCGGCGGGUGGGCAAUCAAGGCGUUCGCCGCUCUAGCCUCGCGGUUCGAGCGAGUAAUCCUCGCCGAUGCCGACGCUGUUUUCUUCCAGCCCCCAGAAGUGCUCUUCGAACAUGAUGCAUUCCUUCGCUCGGGGUCUCUCCUCUUCCACGACCGGCUGCUAUGGAAACACCAAUUUGCAAGUCGCCACGCGUGGUGGAAAGAUCAGAUCCGGCGUCCGAGUCCAGCAAUGAACUCCUCCCGUGUGUGGACCGAAGACUACGCUGAAGAGGGUGACUCGGGACUGGUUGUCAUGGACAAGAGCCGAAUCGAUGUUCUAGUCGGUUUGCUCCAUGUGUGUUGGCAGAACACCCACGCGGUGCGCGAGGAGGUGACAUAUCAAAUCACCUACGGGGACAAGGAGAGCUGGUGGAUGGGCAUGGAGCUCGCGGGGGCUGGUUAUGAGUUCUCGCAGCAUUAUGGAGGGAUUGUUGGAUGGGUCGAUGUGGAUGGAUACCUGCCAAGGGUCUGCAGCUUCGUCAUCGCCCAUGUCGAUGCGAAGGAUCAACUACUGUGGUGGAAUGGAAGUCUCUUGAAGAACAAAGGAAUACAGGCAAUGGAGAAAGUGUACGACAUCCCGACGAACUGGAUGAUCGAUGCCGAAUGGCGGAAGGGUGAUACGAAACAGGACAUGAGCUGUAUGGUUGGCGGCGAGGUCCGGAACCUCACCAGCAACCAGAUCCAUACGUUGGAGAGAUCGAUUGAACUGGCGCAGCGUGUCGAUGCCGUCAUUCUAGCUCCGGAGUGA
This is a messenger RNA of Aspergillus melleus, 1485 nucleotides long. RefSeq lists its product as uncharacterized. NCBI's taxonomy places the organism in Eukaryota, Fungi, Ascomycota, Eurotiomycetes, Eurotiales, Aspergillaceae. Bases 1 to 1485 code for a protein of 494 amino acids. Gene Ontology annotation, cellular component: Golgi apparatus. Gene Ontology annotation, biological process: protein O-linked glycosylation. The transcript has a single exon. The record is from RefSeq and is a predicted model, not a curated record. Gene Ontology annotation, molecular function: alpha-1,3-mannosyltransferase activity.